Messenger RNA from Puccinia graminis f. sp. tritici CRL 75-36-700-3, 1438 nucleotides. RefSeq lists its product as uncharacterized. The coding region runs from base 395 to 1009 and encodes 204 amino acids. NCBI's taxonomy places the organism in Eukaryota, Fungi, Basidiomycota, Pucciniomycetes, Pucciniales, Pucciniaceae. The record is from RefSeq and is a predicted model, not a curated record. The transcript is spliced from 3 exons.
CAUCGUCCAAUAUCACUACCAACCAACGGGCCAUCUAGACACUGGACCUAUUUUACCUGCCAGAAAGAAAAAAAAAAACUUCCUGCUCCCCCCACCGGCCUCUGUUUUAGAAGCGGCCUGACUUUGAUCGGUUUCCUGAGAAUCGCAGAGUACUUAAACUGUCGACUCACUCCAUCUCAGUCUUUCUCGAACCAUCCUAUCAUUCAUUUCGCUACACUCUGCGAUACCCUCACAGGUUAAACUCCUUGCCAUCAAAUCACCCUCUAAUCUUCCGGAUCUUUGUUUCCUUCGGGCAACAAUACCAUAUACUAAUAAUCGCCCCUGUCUCAAAGCCUUAGCCCAAAACCCGACCGACCCACAUCUAAUAAUUAAUUACCUCAUCCCACCAGCAACCAUGAUUUACUCCCGCUCUCAAUCAUCGCCUGUUUUACUCUCUUUUCUUGUUAGCCUGCUAGCUGCGACAACCCAAUCGAUUCCUAUCAACGCCUCGGGCACCCUGAACAAUGUGGCUGCUCCUAUCACCACUUCAAUCCACCCGUCCGGAUUGACCGACUGUCACCCUCUCAUCAAGCGCGCCGUUGGUGGAAUCGCGAUUUCUGGUGUCCCUGCUGGCGUUAAUGGCCGGCUGGACGUCGUCCGACGAGCAGUGGGCACAGUUGCUGAUUCCGGAUGUGGAUCCGCUGCCGCAACCCAUACCGUCUCGGCCUUGGCGAAACGAUCGGUGUCAGACGGAGCCGGCAACAUUGCGCCGAUCGACUUACCGGAGAUUCCUGCGGCGCCGCUCGUUGACGUCGCUGAGGUCGUCGACGAAGUCCCAGUAGUGGGCCAUCUCCUCCCGGUCCUUGUCAAGAGAUCCAAGAAGAUCGUCACCCCACCGGCCCCCAAGAAGUCCGUGCCCCAGGCUCCCCCCAAGGCCCAGUCCAGGAUCACCGGCUACCCCGCCCCGUCCCGAGCAGCCGGCAGCCCCGACACUGAACAGAAGUGGGCUCAUGCCCGCGCAUGGAAGUGAGAGACUUCCUGCAUAGUCCCAUGCGCAUCAUCCACAUAGCCCGCAGGCAUCUUUCACUCCUUUCGACGAUCUCGCAUUCUUUUCUUCAUUUUCUUUCCUUCAUCAUGGCCAAACAUGUCGCCUGUUACCAUGUUCAUCAGCGAUCCAUCCUUUCAUUACUCUCUACUUCAUGAGCUCAUUUUCGAUUGCCGAUAUGGGUCUCUCUACUUAUUUUAGUAACACUUCUGACAAUUGAUGUAAAUUCCAUGAAUUCUUUCACUGCUAUUAUCAUCACUCCCAUAAUAAUCGUGGUGAUUGGUUCCACUUUUCUUAUUUUUCUUGCUUCACUCUUUAUGAUAUUAAUCACCCCUCAGCUCUUUCCCUACAAAAGUCUUAGUUUUGUCGUAGUAAGUGCUGAGUUUGAGUGAGCUUGAUCCAGUUGUCCCCCCC